Messenger RNA from Oryza brachyantha (malo sina), 2500 nucleotides. RefSeq names its product arginine decarboxylase-like. NCBI's taxonomy places the organism in Eukaryota, Viridiplantae, Streptophyta, Magnoliopsida, Poales, Poaceae. Gene Ontology annotation, molecular function: catalytic activity. The transcript is spliced from 3 exons. The record is from RefSeq and is a predicted model, not a curated record. The coding region runs from base 75 to 1736 and encodes 553 amino acids.
CGUCGUCUCCUCUGACCUCCUCGCGGCGGCUCGACGGAGGCGGCGGCCGGAGAGGAAGAGGUGGUGGUGCCGGGAUGGUUAGCUUUUCCGCCUACUCCCCAUGCUCAACCGUGGCUGGUAUGUUCAAGAACGAGGGCAGCGCCGCCGCCUUCAACGCACACAAGGAAUCAAUCAUGCGGCAUGUUGUAGUACAAUGUGGCACUUCUAGGGACACUCCAAGAACGUUUAAUACUAAUGGUUCACAUGCUGAAUCUUCAGCAGUUGCCAAAGCUGGUACCGCCCCUCUGGUUCAGGCGCUGAAAUUGACUGCUAAUCAAGAUGUUUCUUGCUUUCACUUUCCUGGACACAAUAGAGGAAAAGCUGCUCCUCGUUCAUUGUCAGAGCUUAUUGGCUCAAGAACAUUUUUGCAUGACUUACCUGAGCUACCUGAGCUUGAUGAUCUCUUCUCCCCUAAAAGUGUGAUUUUAGAUGCUCAGAAGCAGGCAGCUGAACUAUUUGGAUCAUGUAAAACAUGGUUCCUGAUUAAUGGAAGUACAUGUGGAAUCCAGGCCUCAGUGAUGGCUACCUGUUCCCCUGGUGACCACCUCAUCGUACCUCGAAACUGCCAUAUUUCAGUGAUCUCUGCACUGGUUUUGUCUGGUGCUGUGCCCAAAUAUGUAGUACCCGAGUACAAUUCUUGGUGGGACAUUGCCGGGGGUAUUACCCCAUCACAGGUGGAUAAAGCGGUUAAGGAACUGGAGGAGGAUGGAAAGAAGGUAGGCGCUGUUCUUGUUACAUCACCAACCUAUCAUGGCAUAUGCAGCAAUAUACAAGGUAUUGCCAAUGUUUGCCACCUGCAAGGCAUUCCUGUUAUAGUUGACGAGGCGCAUGGUGCCCAUUUCAGGUUUCACAGAAAUUUCCCGAGCAGCGCAACUGAGCAAGGCGCCGACUUGGCCGUGCAAUCCACGCACAAGGUUCUGUGCUCACUUACACAGUCCUCAAUGCUUCACAUGGAUGGAGAACUUGUGGAUGCAGAUAAAGUAAGCCAAUGCCUCCAAUUGCUCCAGAGCUCAAGCCCAAGUUACCUUCUACUCUCGUCUUUGGAUGCCACGAGGGCUCAACUGAGCGAAAAUGCAGAAUCUUUUGAUGAACCAGUAUCUGUGGCUUUAGAAACAAAAGAUCAGCUGAGGACUAUCCCAGGGAUAUCUGUUUUGGACUUGUCAAGUUUUCAUUCUGAUUUUCCUGCUAUCGACCCCUUGCGCAUCACAUUAAGUGCUUCAGAUCUACAAUUAUCUGGAUAUGAAGCAGAUGAUAUUUUAGCUGAGAAUCAUCAAAUUGUAUGUGAACUUGUCGGUACAAAGGCCAUGACAUUUGCAAUCAACUUAGGGACCAGACGGCAUGAUGCUCAAAGGCUUGUACAUUCUGUAAAGCAUCUGUCAGAAAAAUACUUCUCUGAAAAUGGGUCCAGUUCCAGAAAAGAGAAUCUUGCUUGUAGCCCACUGGACAAGUUCUCCAUCAAGUUGACACCAAGGGAGGCAUUUUUUUCAAAGAAGAGGAGACUGUGCAUUGAGGAUAGCCUUGGUGAGAUUUGUGGUGAGCUAAUCUGCCCUUACCCACCAGGUAUCCCGGUGCUGAUCCCAGGUGAGUUAGUAACUCAGGACUCACUGUCAUAUUUGAUGAAUGUCAGGGACAAUGGCAUGGCAAUCAGUGGAGCAGUUGAUAGUAAACUCAGGUCCAUUAUGGUAUGCAACUUGUGAAACUGAUGGUUGUGUUAUUAUUUCAAGAUAACAUGUGGCACAGAUUGAUAGAUUAGAACCACAGAUCAGGCCAAACUCUUGACAGAUAUGAACAACAAUCAUGUACAUAUGGGACUGGUCACUUGGCAAAUGAUCGCAUCACAUUUCGUGUUUUGAGAAGAAAAGGUUAGUUGUCAAGCUGCAACAUGGAACCAAAAUAUGAAUAUGGUCUUAUGGCAUGUGAUCUCUUUGAGCAUGAAGGGAGCACAAACCACAGAAGCGGCAACCUUUCGUCUGAAGUGCCUUGGAAUGUAAUGAACGGAAGCCUCAAUCAGAACAUAGAAUCUGGAUCUCAAGCAUCAGGCACAAGUUUGCACACGUCCAUGGUUUUCCAGAAGCAUUUUGAAUGGUUGCUCAAUCAAGUACCCUAGCUGCUCUUGCAAGUUUCAACAUCAACCCAGGAAUUCACCAAUGUUCUACAGCGUGUACUAAAAGAUUAACUUAUAGCACAUCAUUGCAAUGGCCAAUUAUAUAUUCAUUUCUAGUACUAGAACAGCUAAAUACAAAUGAAAUACUAGCCAAUUAAAGACGUCUGGGGCUCAGGGGUCAGGGAAUGAUACUACAGUAGCAGAUUUAGUUGCAUGGAUUAAUUUAGGGCUUAAUCCUCUUAUAAAUUGCAAUCACCAACCAAGAAGUAAUGUGGUGAUGAUGCAGUUGGGUUUGUCACGGGUUGGCUUUUUGCCAGAACAUUAGCUCACCAUAAACAAUAAGGACUUGAGAGCUAA